Molecule: messenger RNA, 3013 nt
Organism: Zootermopsis nevadensis
Lineage: Eukaryota; Metazoa; Arthropoda; Insecta; Blattodea; Termopsidae
Gene: CNMaR
Product: G-protein coupled receptor
Biological process (GO): G protein-coupled receptor signaling pathway
Cellular component (GO): plasma membrane
Molecular function (GO): G protein-coupled receptor activity
Source: RefSeq, a predicted model, not a curated record
UAUAUUUAUAUAAAACAUUUUUCGAAGAAGGAAAAUAAAUUGUUUCCUUGAGUAAAACACACUUUCGGUUAACUGAUUCCAUAAACCACAGAUUUCCUUGAGAAGCCGAAAAUCGCUCACCAGGUCAAUAAAUUUCCCUGUCUUUAUGGAAUUCACGUGUUCAUGACCGUGUUCACAACAUCCCGCCGAUGGAUACUAUGACGAGACACCAAAGUGCAGCUCAGAUCCACACCCACGUCCUGAAGUAAAUGUCCAGCCGUAGAGAAGUCUCAAGAGAUGUAAAUAUAUUCAACAUACACUUAAAAAAACUCAAGAGAUGACCCAGCAAUUACCUUGGACGGACUGAAGAGAAAUCUUAGUAACAUACGCGGUCUACGGGCAGAGAUUUGAACCCGACACCUCCCGAGCAGUAAGUAAAAGUCAGUUCGACUGUCUGAUGUUUGUCUUAUUAAUUCAUAAUUAACCUAUCGAGCUGUAGAAGGCUACAUUAAUUAACGUAGAUAUUCCCGCUCCAGAAUUUGCCUAAAUGGACCAAAUAUGCUAGAAAUAAAACUUUCGCGAUAACAGAUAAGAUACGAACCAGGGUUUGCCCAAAUAAAACCAAUAUCGGGUCGUUCGUUGUUAUAAAUGGUUAAAAAAAAGUUGACAAUCGACUGCAACCUUUGACACAAGAGCCCACAAUUAGACGCCUUCCCCCAUGACAAGACAAGAAAUGUUAUUUUUUUAAAAAAUUGUUCCUCGAACACAAUGUCCCUACGUCACUUGAACGUUCCGGGCCACCGCCGGCGCAGCGCGCCGUCAGGCACAUGCGCCGACGGCGAAGCCACCCGGAACGAACGGCGAGCAACCGAGAGUGAGCCCUUCGUUCAGUCCUUCAGGGCAGCGAGCGACGCAACGAUCUCCAAUGACCUGCCCGGCUACUGGGACUGCGGGUCCACGUAAGAAGCGCUCUUAAAACACAGUAAAGAUCUUGAAACAGAACUAAGGCAAAACUUAAUACGAUAAUUUUCCACGUUUAAGAAACAGGAGCUACGGAUUUUCAUUUUUAUAUUAACAAAACUCAUAGCAAUUAAACGGUACAUCUGAAAGACAGGCAAAAGAAUAAUUAAUAAGAUUUAUAUUAUAAAAAUCGCACACAAAGGAAUAUUUUAAGCGCUGCUAUUAAAUUUAUCGUAAUAUAUAGAGAAUUCAUUCAGAAAUAAAGAUGUCGGGUAGUAACGCGUUUGCUGGAAACGAGACUAACUACACAGACACGGAACCAGGAUGGACGUACCUCGUAGAGAGAAUUGAACUGUGCUACUCUCUUGCGCUCAUCAUACUCGGAACCUUGGGUAACUGCAUCUCUGUCCUUGUUUUCUUCACGACAAAACUGCGCAAAUUAUCUUCGAGCUUCUACCUAGCCGCGCUGGCAGUCAGUGACACGGGGUUUCUCAUCGCCCUCUUCAUAUCGUGGCUGAACUCGAUCGGAGUGCCGCUGUUCAACGUCUCCGGGGUGUGCGAGGUGGACAAUUACUUGAUAUACGUGUGCAGUUUCCUCAGUGCGUGGCUGGUUGUCGCCUUCACAGUUGAGAGAUUUGUCGCAGUUCGGUACCCACUGCGUCGACCGUCCAUGUGUACAGUAGCGCGCGCCAGGGUUGUCCUAGCCAGCCUCACGGCACUCGCACUGACCCUCAACGUUCCCAACUUAUGGUCCGUGCAGAUAGAAGUAUUCAACAACAAGCCGAUCUGUAGUGUAAACCCACAAUUUACAGUUUUGGCCACGAUAACUAACCACGUGGAUUUCGUGGUCACCUUCAUAUUGCCGUUCUUUGUUAUUGCGACGCUGAACGCUUGGAUCAGUCUCAUGGUAUGGCAGCUGGCACGCGUCCGUCGCGUCCUGACGCUGACCUCGGCAGUACCAAGCCACGGCCAGCGUCGCCGUUCACAAGGGCAGGCUCAGCACGCGGCCCAAUCGCCCAACUCAGAGACCAAAGUCACGAAGAUGCUGCUAGUAGUGUCAACGGUCUUCCUCUGCCUCAACUUGCCCUCCUACGUCAUACGGGUGCACGUGUACGUCCAGGGUUUUAAAUCUGCCAGUGAAGACGAAGGGUUGAUAAUUCUUCAGCACGUCGCCCAAGUAUUCUUCAUCACCAACUUCGGAAUCAACUUCGCGCUUUACUGCGUAAGUGGGAAGAACUUUCGCAGGGCUUUCUGCUCACUUUGCUGCCGAUGCUUGCGCCGACGUUUCGAAAGCUCCCAAGUCACUGUGCUUUCGGAAUACGCGAGGUCCUCCGGGUCAGUGGCCCACAGACGGGGUGCGGCGCUCAAUGGAUUCCAGGCGCCGUGGAACGAAGCCCACGAGCUGUUACCACUCAGCAACUGAACAACACAAGAAUUCGACAGGAACAAACCGGGAAGGGAGACACUUGGUAAUGUUAGCGGUAAGUGAGCGUUUCAUAUGAUGAGCACAGAAAUAAGCGGCUAACACUGUGGUAGCAGAGCCAAAGUUCCAUUUCCGUAAUUCUUACAACCCGUCUUCCCCAGAUCAGUCUUAAUGUUAUCCUCGAAUUUCCUUCUACUCUUCUGGAACAACCUCCAACACGUUCCCCAUUUUAAGUUCCUACUCCACGCCGACGACACCCGAUGACCCACACGAUUACUAAAAUCAUCAAAUGGCUACAAAUAUUUUUCUCCGCACUUUGUGACAUUUGCAGUUUCUGUUCUUCAGAAAUCAGACACUGAGGAAACUGUAUGGACCAGACUCAUUGAUGUAAUUGUAAAAUUAAAUACGCCACAAGAAAACUGUGUAAAAAUCAAGAUAAACAAACAGAAAGAACAUGUGACAUGUGCAAUGCUGAGACACUUAGCAUGAUAAUAUUAAAAUGGAUCAUACCGGCGUAGGCUUGCUGAAAACCAAACGCACAAGACAAGCCAAUCAGUUGAUUAACUGUUGUAACUUAUUGUGUAAAAUCUCUGUGUCUGUGAAAAUCUGUAUCUCUUGAUGAUUCAUGAAAAUAAACAAACCUGUAGGCCA